This is a messenger RNA of Ceratotherium simum simum (southern white rhinoceros), 2577 nucleotides long. RefSeq names its product polypeptide N-acetylgalactosaminyltransferase 8 (gene GALNT8). Gene Ontology annotation, molecular function: polypeptide N-acetylgalactosaminyltransferase activity. NCBI's taxonomy places the organism in Eukaryota, Metazoa, Chordata, Mammalia, Perissodactyla, Rhinocerotidae. Gene Ontology annotation, cellular component: Golgi apparatus. Gene Ontology annotation, biological process: protein O-linked glycosylation. The record is from RefSeq and is a predicted model, not a curated record.
UCCAGCCAGCGGAGACGAAGCUCAGUUGAUUCUGAUCCUUAGCGUCCCUGGGCACUGACGCACUCAGCCCCGCAGGAAGGGCAGAGCCAGAGGCAGAGGAUGAUGCUCAGGAGAAAUGUCUCCAAAGUCCUCUGCCUUGGGCUGACUCUCGUCAUUGCCGUCAAUCUAUUCCUGGUAUUUUAUACCAAGGGGACUUUACAAAAGUUGAUUCUGGGUAGUAUCCAAAAGGAACUUCACUUGCCUCUGUCUGAAUGGAACGGGGCAGUGAUCAAGAGACUCUCUCACCUGGAGGUGGAUUUGCAGCAUCUGAGUAAGUUCAUAACACUGACUUGGAGGAUUGAAGAAAAUCCUAAUCUGAAAGAAGAAAGGAUGAAAGAUAGAGAACAUCCUGUUCAAAAGGCAGUGGAGUCCAAGGCGAAUGAGACAAAGAAGGACAAACCCCAAAAAGCGCUCUUCCCAGACUCACAGCUUUUCAAGAGGUGGGGCGAGGGUCUUUCAGAGGCCCAGCAGAAAGAGGCCCAGGACCUCUUCCAGAAGUUUGGUUACAAUGUUUACCUCAGUAACCAAUUGCCCCUCGAUCGCGCCAUCCCAGACACGCGAGAUUCCAGGUGUCUUCUGAAGACAUAUUCUUCACAACUGCCAUCCCUCAGUGUCAUUCUCAUAUUCAUGAACGAAGCUCUGUCCAUUAUACUACGGGCCAUCACUAGUAUUAUCAACCGAACCCCCUCUCGAUUGCUGAAGGAGAUCAUCUUGGUGGAUGAUUUUAGCUCAAAUGAAGAACUAAAGGCAUACUUGGAAGAGAAGAUUAAGCUUUACAACCAGAAGUAUCCAGGACUACUGAAAAUAAUACGGCACACCGAGAGAAAAGGUCUGGCUCAAGCUCGCAAUGCUGGCAGGGAAGCGGCCACGGCUGAUGUGGUCGCCAUCUUGGAUGCUCAUAUUGAAGUGAACGUUGGGUGGGCAGAACCUAUUUUGGCUCGGAUUCAGGAAGACCGCACUGUGAUUGUGUCUCCUGUGUUUGACAACAUUCGUUUUGACACUUUUGAACUGACUAAGUAUGAACUGGCAGUUGAUGGGUUUAACUGGGAACUAUGGUGCCGCUAUGAUCCACUGCCAAAGGCCUGGAUUGAUCUGCAUGACGUCACCGCUCCAGUGAAGAGUCCUUCCAUCAUGGGCAUCCUGGCUGCCAACAGGCUCUUCUUGGGAGAGAUCGGGUCUCUGGAUGGUGGGAUGCUGGUCUACGGAGGAGAGAAUGUGGAACUUAGCUUGCGGGUGUGGCAGUGUGGAGGGAGAAUCGAGGUCUUGCCUUGCUGCCGGGUUGCUCACCUAGAAAGACACCACAAGCCCUAUGCCUUGGAUCUGAGUCUUGUCUUGAAGCGCAAUGCUCUGCGAGUGGCUGAAAUCUGGAUGGAUGAGUACAAAGAUAUGGUCUACUUCGCCUGGAACAUACCUCUCCAGAACUCUGGAAUUGAUUAUGGAGACAUUUCUUCCAGAAUGGCGCUCCGGGGGAAACUGAAAUGUCAAAGUUUUGACUGGUAUCUGAAAAAUGUUUAUCCAAUCCUGAAGCCAAUCCACAACAUUGUGGGCUACGGAAGACUGAAAAACUCAUUGGAUGAAAAUGUCUGCCUGGAUCAGGGACCUAUUUCAGACAACACCCCCAUCAUGUAUCACUGUCAUGAAUACAAUACACAGAAUGUCUACUACCACCUAACAGGGGAAUUCUAUGUGGGACCACUGAUUGCAGAAGCAUAUACUGAUGAUCGCUGCCUCACAGACCCUGGUUAUGGGGAGAAGGCCAUGUUAAAGCCAUGUUCCAAGGCAGCCAAAAAUAACCUGCACAUAUAUUGGGAUUUUAAGCCAGGAAGAGCUGUCAUAAACAGAGCCACUAAACGAUGUCUGGAGAUGAAGAAGGACACUUCAGGUGUCUAUAGGCUUGUACUGCAGACCUGCACCUCACAAGUGUGGACAAUACAGUAUACCGUCCGAAACUGGGGGUCAAACUAACAUCCAGUGAUCCCCAGAGAGCCUGGCUUUGGGACACCAGUUCUUGCCACAGGAAUGGCUUCUAUUCUCAAUGCUGCUCAAAGUGGGAGAGGGUGAGAGAAAGAAAGGAUGCGUGCAUGUGUUUACUGUGACUUCAGCCUGCAACACACAGGAUGUGGGGAGGUGAGGUCUGUGCCUGUGUCGGGGUGUCCCCGCUGGGGAGAGGUGAGGAGACUACGAUGCUUCGUCCCAGCUUCCCUUGGAAGGUCAUGAUAUAUAUCAAAUGCCAUUCUUGGAAACUCCUUGAAAUAACCACCAUCAUCUGGCUGUUAUGUGGGGAGAGAACCAGGAGGAUGGAAGUUUAACUUCUGCCAAUGCUGUUUAGUCUCAUUCCUGACAACUACCAUUGCCAUCUGCCCCACACCUCCUCCCCCAGCUCAUCUGCUCUGAGACUCUCCAGAUUGCUUUGGGGCUGCUCCACGGGAGAGGCUGGGUCAUCAUCAGGCUGGCAGUAUGACAACCAUUAGGAGGCACCAAUUCUCUGUAGGCGUGUCGCUGCUCCUACUUCUCCUUUCUGGACUAUCCUGAAAGAUG